AUGUCUCCUCUCAGCUGGAGCGAUCGAUUGCACGAGUUUCGAGUAGAUAUGGUCGUCGGAAACCAUGUCUUUGAGUUCGUUGACCUCCUGUUCUGUGAGGGUGUUGAGGAACAUCUCCUGUUCCUUGUCUGUGUCCUCUUGGCCGUCGUCUUCGGGAUCGAUGUUGCCGUCUUUAGACACGAGAGAGCACACAUGCGAACCGAAGAAAGCGAUUUUGUAAGUCAAGUCUCUUGCACCCAGGGCUUUCAAUCCCGUGACACCGGAAUUGAGUGCUUCUGUGGUGGAGGCCAUUCCACGAGACCGCACAGACAUUGGUUUCACUCCAGGAAGACCGAGCUGGGUCACGUCUGGAACAACAACCUCUGUUCCUGUGAAUCUGCACUUGUCACCUGGCUUUGCUCUUUCGACCAGCUCGCCACGCAGAAUCACGUCCAUUGUUCUUGGCAUCGAUCCAGUGGGGAUCUCGUUGGAGUUUUCCUGGAUACGCACUUUUUGCCAGUCCACAAAGGUGGAUUUGGCGAUGUUCAAGGACCAGGAAGCGUGGUUUUCACAUGUAGGGUUGGAACAACUGGUUGGCUCUGUGUAUUUGAACGCUUGUUCCACGUUCUCAAUCAGAGUCUUGCAAACAUCACAAGUAAACGAUCCUUUGUACAGUUCUGGUCUGACUUCACUGGUACGGGUGACUGUUCCAGAGAUGGACAUGAGCAUUCCAAUGUUUUCUGCCCUCAGUUCUCUGAUUCUGUUGAUCGUGGGCAGGUUGUAGAACGAGAUCUGCAAAACACGUUCGGUCACGCCUGCUUCUUCGUCCUCGGCGAUUUUCGUCGACCGUCUCAGCAAAGCCGGCUGGUGUUUCUUGAUCACGGCCCGCAGUCCGUUCACCAGGUACGGGAGGAAUCUGUAGUACUGUUCUGUGAUGGCGCUUGCCAAGAUCCCGUUUUCCACGGUCAAUAA
This is a messenger RNA of Ogataea philodendri, 951 nucleotides long. RefSeq lists its product as uncharacterized. The transcript is spliced from 2 exons. The record is from RefSeq and is a predicted model, not a curated record. Lineage: Eukaryota; Fungi; Ascomycota; Pichiomycetes; Pichiales; Pichiaceae. Bases 1 to 951 code for a protein of 316 amino acids.